GUUCUGAAGAAAGCCGGGUGAAAGUGGCGGGGGAGCGGCUGCUGGGCUUUGCUGCUCUCCCGCUGCCCUCGGCAUGAGUUGUAGCGCGGGGAUCGUGGGCUGCAGGCGGGGGGCGUCGCUUCGCUUCCUGCUCCCCAAGGGCUCCGUGGCAGGAAUCAAGAGGCUGUUUGUAUCUACUGAAGUCAUUCCCCGAAUAUGCAUUAUAGGCAGUGGACCUGCUGGAUUCUAUACAGCACAGCAUCUCUUGAAGCACCACAAACAGGCUCAGGUGGACAUUUAUGAGAAGCUGCCAAUUCCCUUUGGCCUGGUUCGCUUUGGAGUCGCUCCGGACCACCCAGAAGUCAAGAAUGUGAUCAAUGCAUUUACGCAGACGGCACGCUCUGAUCGCUGCAUCUAUUCUGGGAACGUGACAGUGGGGAAGGAUGUCACCAUAAAGGAGCUGCAGAAGGCUUAUCAUGCCGUGGUUUUGAGUUAUGGAGCUGAGGACAGCCGGAGGCUUGGGAUUCCCGGAGAAGACCUUGCAGGAGUCUAUUCCGCUAGAGCAUUUGUAGGAUGGUACAACGGCCUGCCUGAGAACAGAGAUCUGAAACCAGACCUGAGCAGUGAGACGGCUGUGGUCCUGGGACAUGGGAACGUGGCUCUGGAUGUCGCUCGGAUUCUCUUAUCACCUCUUGAAAUUCUCAGGAAAUCUGACAUCACUGAAGACUCGCUCACAGCCUUGGCCCGCAGCAAAGUGAAGCGGGUGUGCCUUAUAGGGAGGAGGGGCCCCCUCCAGGUUGCCUUCACCAUAAAGGAGCUGCGAGAGAUGAUCAACCUACCUAAUGCCCGACCUUUCCUGAAUCCUGCAGACUUCAAAGGCCUUGGUGAUGCUAUCAAAGAUGUUCCCAGACCUCGAAAACGGCUGACCGAGCUGAUGAUCAAAACCGCCCUGGAAGACCCAGGAGAGGCGAUGGCCAGUCGUUGGGCUUCGGUGUCCAGAGAGUGGAGCCUGAAGUUUUUGCGCAGCCCGCUGGAAGUGUUGCCCAUGGCUGAUGGGAGGCAGGCAAGGGCUAUCCGAAUGGCUGUCACCAGGUUGGAAGGUACAGGAGAGGCUGCCAAGGCAGUUCCCACUGGAGAAGUUGAGGAGAUGACGUGUGGACUGGUUCUCAGUAGCAUUGGCUACAAGAGCCUCCCAAUUGAUCCUGCUGUACCCUUUGACCCCAAGAAAGGCAUUAUCCCCAACAAUUUGGGCAGAGUGUUGGGGGCACCAGGGCUCUACUGCAGUGGCUGGGUAAAGAGGGGGCCCACGGGUGUGAUCAUCACUACGAUGAAUGAUAGCUUUGACACAGCCCAAUCUGUGCUGGAGGAUCUGCAGUCUGGUGCCUUGGACGUUUCAGGUGCCAAAGGAGGCUUUGACUUGGUGAGGAGCAUCCUUCAAUCCCGAGGGAUCUGCCCUGUAUCCUUUUCAGAUUGGGAGAAGAUCGAUGCUGCUGAAGUGGCAAGGGGCAAGCUGUCUGGAAAGCCUCGGGAAAAGAUAACAGAUCCACGAGAAAUGCUGGAAUUGAUCGGUUGCUGAGUUGGGUGUUUGCUUGGCAAGAAUUGUGCAGGGGCUAUCUGUACUUUGAACAAAAGUGUCCAGGUCUCAGAAGAUGGUGUUGAUAGCAUUUAUUCUACAAUGCUCUGUUAAAAGAGGUCUGAUGCAAGGAGCAAGUCAUUUCAAGUUUUUGAAUAAAAAGCCUUGGCAAAAAGCUUGUUGCCAUUACAUUUGGUCCACCUGUCUGCUGUGUGACAGUUUUUUGUCCUUGGCAGAUUAUUUGGCAGCAAGUCUCAGUAUUUAUCUGCAAUUUCUUGCUGUUCCUGUUCUGGCCAGCACCUGGACCUGUAGUGAUUCACUUCUGUCUUUAUCACAGUAAUUUCAGAAAUGGAGGGUGUACCUCAUUACAGUAAGGAUAUGAUUGAAAUGUUUUAAUUUUCAGGGGUUUUGUAACCAGGACUAAGUGCCUUCCCUGUUCUUUCAGGAAUGUGUGGGAGUUCUUUUGUUUUGUUUGUGUGAGUGAAAUCUUGUCCAGUUUGCAUCUCUGCAUUAUGAUGUGUAUACGACCUAUUUGAAAAGACAGCUCUGGGCAUGAUUCAUGCACCUGCCCAUCCUGGAAGAUGUAGGAAAUCCUGAUGACUUUUUGCCAUUUUUCCUUCUGACAACGCCCAGGGUACAGAACAUUCUUUUUUGUAGCCUGCUUUGGACACUCUGGACGUGAUAAUAAAACACAACCGAAGAACUUGAGAGAGAGGAACUAAGCUUGGAUUGAAUAAUCAUGAGGACGGGGGCAUCAAUCACCGUUCCCCUUCACCCUGAAACUCAAUUAUUCUUCCUCACCCACACCUCAACUUUGAUGUCAGAUUGCAGAUUGUAUAAUCAUUUUAAAAUAAAGCUCCUUCUCAAACAGA
Molecule: messenger RNA, 2424 nt
Organism: Anolis sagrei ordinatus
Lineage: Eukaryota; Metazoa; Chordata; Lepidosauria; Squamata; Anolidae
Gene: FDXR
Product: ferredoxin reductase
Biological process (GO): ubiquinone biosynthetic process
Cellular component (GO): mitochondrion
Source: RefSeq, a predicted model, not a curated record